AAAGCAUUGCGGCAUUAAAACUAACCCAAGUUCUCAUUUCGUUCCGUUCCGUUUUCGAAAUUGCAGUCUUGCAGAAACUCCAAUAACAACACUUCGUUAGCUCCCUUCCCAUCAACGCCGCACUCAUGACUCCCCAGCCACCAAAAUCCCACCGUCGCCGCCAAUCCAACACUCCCAAAACACCACCAACUCUCCCCAACGAGCUCAUCACCGAUAUCCUCUCCCGCCUCACUGUCAAACAUCUGAUGCAGAUGAAAUGCGUGAGUAAGUCCUGGAACACUCUCAUAACCGAUCCCGUUUUCACCAAAAUGCACUUCAAUAGAUCUGCAUUGAAUCCAUUUUUCUCGCUAAUCUCUAAUAAUUUAUCCGCACGGGACGGUGAUUGCUGUUUCGUAACCGUUCCGGUUAAUCGGUUACUCGAAAACCGUUACAUCACCGUCCCGAGGGAUCCUUACUUCCGAUUGAGGGAUAAGGAGUGUCGCGAUGUUGUUGGAUCAUGUAAUGGAUUGGUUUGUUUGAUUGGUUAUUCGAUUAACGAAUGGACUAAGUUUAAAAGAGUGUGGUUCCGUUUCUGGAAUCCAGCUACUCGAUCAAUAUCAGAAAAAUUAGGGUAUUUUUCUUAUUUUGAUAAGAAUGAAAGGAAAUCUGUUAAGUUUGUGUUCGGUUAUGAUAAUUCAGCGGAUACUUAUAAGCUAGUGAUGUUGCGGUCGGGUUGUGAGAGUGAUCCUGAAUCGAAAGUUAGUGUGAAAGCGUUUAGUUUGGGUGAUAAUGGUUGGAGAAACAUUCAGAGUUUUCCUGUGGUUCCGCUUCAAUUGGUUUUUGAUCCGAGGGAGGUCGAUGGUGUUCCCAGGGAGAAUGAUGGUGUUUAUUUGAGUGGCAGUAUUAAUUGGUUAGCUUAUCGCGAUGAGGAAAACGUUAGGAAGGAUAAUCCUGUUGAGAAAUAUGUGAUUGUUUCUCUUGAUCUUGGAACGGAGACAAACACGCAGUUUUUGCUCCCGGAAGGUUUUGAGAAGGAGUCAUAUGUAGGGCCAAGUGUUUGUGUGUUGAAAGACUCUCUUUGUUUAUGUCAUGAUUUGGAUUUGACGGAUUUUGUUAUAUGGCAGAUGACGGAAUUUGGAAAUGAGAAGUCUUGGACUCAGUUUCUUAAAUUUAGUUAUCACAGUGUUCGAAUGAAUUAUGAAUUUGGACGUCCGCUUUUGAAAUUGAUGCCUUUGCAUCUAUCUGAGAAUGGUGAUACGGUGGUAUUAGCGAACAACCGACAACACCGAGUAAUUCUCUAUAACAGGAGAAAUAACAGAGCAAGGAAAACUAUACUUAAUACUAAGAUAUGUUGGCCCUCCCUCAAGGAUUAUGUUGAAAGCUUGGUUUCAACUUCUUGAAAGAUUUCUUUUUCAAUUAUAUAUCCAUAGCCUCAACUUUGAGCAAACUCAACGUCAUUCUCUUGCCUAACAGGGUUUCUUUUUGAACUAUAGAUCCACAACCUCAACGUUGCGCAAACUCAACGUCAUGCUCUUGCUUAACAGGAUUCUUUUUCGAACUAUAGAUCCACAAACUCAACGUUAUUCAUGAUACAUGUCAGGAAGGAAGGAUGAAAGAGGCUUAUUGGAGCUAACUUUGCUGCUCUUCAUCUUUAGUAAUUCUUUUAUACUAGACAUUAAUGGCCCUCUUGGUUUCUGUUAAUGAUUUUUUGGAAACAUUUGUAGCAAGUUAUUACUUAAUAAAUUACAUUGUCUUACAAUUCUGUAUCUGUUUGUGUAACUAUCAUCUUUCCUGAGAUUUUAUUUUUCCAUCUGAAUGAAAUUAUAGAGACAAACACAGAUUUGUAAUUGUUUAUUUGUUUCUUGUUUGUUUCUCUUCAAUUUGGAUCCCUAUUUUUUAACGGAACAUUAUAGUAUCACACUGAUUUCACUGUGUGGUUAUCUAUUUUUUCAUCUUUAGACUUGUAACUUAAUUGUGACACCAUCGCAGAGCUUGUAUAGAUAUUGGGCAUACAGUAGAGGUCAAUAUCAAAUUUGGUGGGAAAACCAGUUCUAAGCUCGUUUUAUAUCAAGUUAGAAAUGUAUAACCAUAAUUGAUUUGGACAACUUAGUUUACCAUUGCAUCUAACCUUAUAGACUACAUUCAUUUAUGCACAAUUUCCACUUCCCAUGAUUGGUAAGGUAAUAUAUGAAGUGUGAGAACAUUCUGGUUAGAAUAAUGGCUUGAAGUUAAUGUCAAUGAGAUUAUAGAUUUUGUUUUGGAUUUGCAGUUUAAGUGAUGAGUAGAAUUCUAGUGUAAACAUAAUUGAGUAACUAUACAAAGCUUGGAGUUUGGUUGACGUAACUGUACAUAAUGAUCUCAUAGUUGGUACAAGUUUCAUCGUCUGUGUACAUAAUGAUCUCGUAGUUGGUACAAGUUUCAUCGUCCGUGUACAUGGUUAUUGGACAUAGCAUUGCAUAUAUAGAUUGAUGGACAAGUUUUGUUGCACACUUUAUUGACUGCAUAUGAGAUUUUUAGCCAAUGACAGUAGGAUAAUGGAAGGCUCCUUCAAUGAACCAAAAGAAACUACAAUCUGCAGUGGAGCGGAGUUGAUUAUAUACUUAUAGAGCUUAGGAUUGGUGAUUAUUGUGGAGGAAAUGCAAUUGUCAUUGACCAUAUUUGCCUUAACCAGUAAAUAAUGAAUGUAUUUGGAAAUGCUCUUGUUGACAAUGUGUACCUUUUCUUCUAAGAUUCAAGAAGGUAUGGCCCAGUGUUGGAAA
This is a messenger RNA of Vicia villosa (hairy vetch), 2738 nucleotides long. Its product is annotated as F-box/kelch-repeat protein At3g23880-like. Lineage: Eukaryota; Viridiplantae; Streptophyta; Magnoliopsida; Fabales; Fabaceae. The transcript has 2 exons. The record is from RefSeq and is a predicted model, not a curated record. The coding region runs from base 126 to 1379 and encodes 417 amino acids. Gene Ontology annotation, molecular function: protein binding.